Messenger RNA from Durio zibethinus, 1436 nucleotides. Its product is annotated as pectate lyase 1-like. The record is from RefSeq and is a predicted model, not a curated record. NCBI's taxonomy places the organism in Eukaryota, Viridiplantae, Streptophyta, Magnoliopsida, Malvales, Malvaceae. Gene Ontology annotation, molecular function: pectate lyase activity.
AUAAAGCCAUUCCUCCCCUCUAACUCUUUUUCCAUCUUCCUAUCAAUACAAAUCAUUGAAAAUACUUAAAAACAAAGAAUUCAACAAUGGCUUCAAUACCAUGGUGCUUCACAUUGGCCCUUUUCAUUGUCAUUCUCUCGGCAAAUCCUAAUGCCAGUGCGGCCAAGAUGAAUGCCAUUGAUAAAUGCUGGAGAGAGAAUCCUCGUUGGCGGAGUAACCGGCAACAGUUGGCCACGUGCUCUGUAGGUUUUGCUGGCAAAAUGACCAACAACAUUGGCACAGAUGUUACAUGGUAUAAGGUCACCGAUCCUUCUGAUGACUCUUUAAGUCCUAAACUAGGGACCCUUCGUUAUGGAGCCACCGUGAUCAAGGGAAAAGCAUGGAUCACUUUUAAAAAGAACAUGCACAUCACACUCCAGAGGCCACUUCUCAUAAGCAGCUUCACCGCCAUUGAUGGCCGUGGUGUUGACGUUCAUAUUACCGGCGCAGGUUGCCUCUUGGUGUAUCAGGCGACAGAUGUAAUCAUCCAUGGGUUGCGCAUCCACCAUUGCCAGUCCCAACCACCUAGCUCUGUGAUGGGUCCAGAUUCAAAGGUGAUACCACUUGGUCAGAUGGAUGGGGAUGCGAUCAGAUUGGUCACUGCAAGGAAAGUGUGGAUAGAUCACAAUACGUUGUAUGAGUGCCAAGAUGGUCUCCUUGAUGUAACUCGUGGUUCGACCGAUGUUACAAUCUCUAACAACUGGUUCAGAAAUCAGGACAAAGUAAUGCUUCUUGGCCAUGAUGAUGGCCAUUUGAGAGACAGGAACAUGAAGGUCACUGUCAUCUUUAACCAUUUUGGGCCUAAUUGCAACCAACGAAUGCCAAGAGUCCGGCACGGGUUAGCGCAUGUAGCCAACAAUCUCUACCAAGGAUGGGAACAAUAUGCCAUCGGCGGAAGCAUGAGCCCCAGCGUUAAGAGUGAAGCCAACUUGUUCAUUGCUCCAAAAUUAGGCAACAAAGAGGUAACAUGGAGACAAGGCAGCCAGGCGGACAAAGCUACAUGGAAAUUCUAUUCUGUGGGGGAUGUUUUCGAAAAUGGAGCAUCAUUCAGUAGUCCAACAGGUAUAGGUGGUGCGAAGCCUUACUAUAACCACGAACAAAGUUUCAAGGUUGAGGAUGCUCCAUCGGUUAGAGAAUUAACAAGCUCAUCAGGUGUUUUACAAUGCUCUAGGACUUUGAGUUGCUAAUAGUCCAAGUGAGCAAAAACUUAUAGUGUCUAUACGAAAAUUUCAAUAUUUUCAAUUAUAAUUACUUGUAAUUAGCUCAAGCGAACAAAGAAAUCACCCCCCAUCUGUGAUCGACGUCAAAUAGUGUGAAUGUUUGUGAAAGGGAGGGGGCAUAUUAUUGUAGCUAUCAACUACAUUUACAAUUUCAAAACGUCUGACUCUUCUGGUAAU